Molecule: messenger RNA, 1656 nt
Organism: Lichtheimia ornata
Lineage: Eukaryota; Fungi; Mucoromycota; Mucoromycetes; Mucorales; Lichtheimiaceae
Exons: 8
Coding region: 1-1656 (551 amino acids)
Biological process (GO): carboxylic acid metabolic process; sphingolipid catabolic process
Cellular component (GO): endoplasmic reticulum
Molecular function (GO): sphinganine-1-phosphate aldolase activity; pyridoxal phosphate binding
Source: RefSeq, a predicted model, not a curated record
AUGGCCAACGAAAUCUCAAAACCUACGAGUCCAUGGUCACAAGUCAUGCACAUUGCUGAACGUGUGUUGACCGAUCGUCGUCUCAUUGUCCUCAAGAACAUUGUCUUUAUCCUGGUGCUUCUCAACUACUGGUCAUACUUUUAUGCCAAGUUUGCUGUUGGUGGUCCUGUUCGUGCUUUCAAGGAUUUGCAUCUUUAUGUGAAGCGAGCUAUUUUCAAGCAAUUGCGUCGAUUGCCUUCAGUCCAAGCCAAGAUUGAUAGCGAGCUUAGCAAGACUCUUAAGGAUAUGGAGCAUUCAAUGUUUUCCCGUGAAGGUGAAAAUGUGGUUCGUCAACUCACAUUACCCAAGCAUGGCCUUACCGAGGAACAGGUGAUGGAACAGCUGAAAAUAUUCGAAAAGAUGCGUGGCAAGGAUUGGAAAGGUGGCCGUGUGUCUGGUACAGUGUACCAUGGUGGACAAGAUUUGACCAAUCUAUUGGCAGAGGCUUAUCGUAUGUAUGCCAUUUCCAACCCCUUGCAUCCGGAGGUAUUUCCUGGUGUCCGUCGGAUGGAGGCUGAAAGUGUCCAAAUGGUCUUGAAUAUGUAUAAUGCGCCCACUGACGGAUGUGGUACAAUGACAAGUGGUGGUACCGAAAGUAUUAUCAUGGCGUGCAAGGCAUAUCGUGACAUGUACAAGGAUUUGAAGGGUAUCAAAUAUCCUGAAAUGGUGGUCCCUGACACAAUCCAUGCAGCCUUUAUGAAAGCAUCAGGCUACUUUAACAUCAAGCUUAUCAUGGUUCCUGUCGACCCAGUCACUUGCCAAGUGGAUUUGAAAAAGAUGGCCAGAGCUAUUACUCGAAACACCAUCAUGAUUGCUGGUUCGGCUGUCAAUUAUCCUCAUGGUACCGCUGAUGAUAUCGUGGCCCUAGGCAAACUUGCCAAGAAGCACAACAUUGGAUUGCAUGUGGAUUGUUGUCUUGGAAGCUUCAUCAUGCCCUUCCUUGAAAAGGCUGGUCUGCCAACCAUUCCGUUCGACUUUAGAGUUGAUGGUGUCACCUCGAUCUCGUGCGACACGCACAAGUAUGGUUUUGCUCCCAAGGGUUCAUCCAUUGUCAUGUACAGAGAUAAGAAGAUCCGCAAAUACCAAUACUUUUUGUGCUCUGAUUGGACAGGUGGUAUUUAUGCAUCACCCAGUGUGGCUGGUUCAAGACCUGGUGCAUUGAUUGCUGGCUGUUGGACUGCGCUCAUGAGAAUUGGUGAGGAAGGUUAUUUGGAUUCAUGCAAGAAGAUCGUGGGUGCCCGACAAACCAUUGAAGAUGCCGUUCGUUCAAUCCCUCAGUUGACAGUCAAGGGUAAUCCAAUUGGUCCAGUGAUUGCAUUUGGUGCAAAGGAGCCCCUCAAUAUUUAUGACAUUGGUGACAUGCUUGGUGAACGUGGUUGGGAUGUUAGUGCAUUACAAAAUCCAGCAGCUUUGCAUAUCUCUGUUACGUUGCCCUGGGUGCCAAGUGCAGGUGAAUUCGCAAAGGAUCUCAAAGAAAUUGUUACGGAGCUGGUGGCCGAUCCCUCAAAAUCCAAAGGAAGCACAGCCGCCAUUUAUGGUACAGCAGCAUCCAUACCUGACAAAUCCAUCAUUGAAGAUGUUGCUGCUGGCUUCAUUGACCUGCUCUACAAGGCCUAA